GAAUGAAACUGGACUCUACUCGGCACUGUUUUCUCUUAAACUGUCAAGUCUGUCAUAUGUCAAAUUAGGAUUUUGAUCUGAAUAUUGCGAAUUGGUUUGUUAUUAUUUCCUUUUACAGACUGUGCCCUGUAUAUUCAAUGUUUUACCUUUUCCGUUAAGUUGUUGUUUGUAUAAUGUCUUAAAUUUAUUUUAGAGCCUUCUUUGUCACCUCUAUUCACAUCAACAAGCCGUUGGUAACCUUAAAAAUUCAAGCGAACAAUGCCGACUUUUACGAUGUAUUUGUAAUCAUGGAUUCUUCUAAAGAUUCUCAGUCUACGAAGAAUUCUGGUAAACUUGAUGGUGACGGUGAGAAAAAUAAAAACAUUAAAAGCGCUCCUACCCAGGCAGGGCAACGGGAUAGCGCUGAAAAUCUAUUUACAUCGACAUCGAAUCCGGGGUCGAGCUUUGUUCCUUUAAAUGGACCUCGAACAAAUCUCACGAACUCAUUAGCUGGUAAUGAAUCAGGCUCGCAGAGCAGCAAAUGUAGUGAUAAUAAAUCUGAAUCUAAUAAAAAUUCAUGUAAUUCUAUACCAUCACAAAUGUGUAAUAACAAAAUAACUAAUUCUAAUUCGGAUCAAGCGGAUUCUCCAGUUGCAGGCAACAGUAGAUCUAUACCUUUACUGUGUGAUAAUGGCACAGAAUCAAGUCAAGACAAACAGACAAAAGAAACAUGCCAGAGGCAUAAAGUGUAUGAAAAAGCAGGAAGUAGUAGUCUACCCUCCACCAGUGGGACAAGCAGAGCAUCUGAUAACCCAGACAAUAGCUCUUUUAGGGAAAACAGGAAGAGGCCUUCAAGUUUAAAGUUAAAUAGACCAAAUUUGGAUGACGACAGCUCAAGUGAUACGGGGAAUGAUGACUACUCAUUAGGGUCAGAAGAUGGAUGUAUUUACACAUAUAGAGGUGGUGAGCAUUUAGCAGAUUUACCUAGUUCAUUUUUCAGUCUGGACAUGGGUUUACCUAUAGAAAAACACUUACCAAUGCCUAAUUAUCAAGGGCCUCAGCAAGGAGCACCUGCAGCUGUAAGGGAACCAGUUUCAAGGGCAUCCAGUCCUGACAUGGAUUUUCUAGAAAUGGAUUUUGACCCAGGGCCGUCAUGUGAAGUGGACACCGGUGAUGAAUCAUCUCCAGAUGCUGACUUAGAAUCUGCUAGUAAUAUGCCAGAAGAAAUUGAGGUAGUGCCUAGAGGGACAUCACCAGAAUAUGUUCCUGCUGUAAGAUAUAACGUGCCAGUGGUAGCUGUUCCCACUGUACCCACAAGUACAGCGUCUGGGUCACAUGGAGAAGCUGAUCCGUACGCAUAUAGUGUGCCAUCAACAAGUCGAGGAGUGGUUAUGGGGCAUGGUGAUGCCUCAGAGAGUACCAGCAGUCAGAACUAUGUGGAUCAAAACUACAGUUUCGGGCCAUACAUCACUCAUGUGAACUCCAGAGGAGAACAGCUGAUUGUUAGAAGGACUAUGUCACAUGGACCGGUAUCAAUACCUGUCAGUCUACAUGUCUCAAGUGGAGACUUGGUGUCACCAAGGGAGAUAUUAAAUUAUGAGGAAGAGCAUGUGGAAGGUCCAUUUGCAUACCAAAUUAACCAGGGGGCGUCACUUGACACAGCAAAUCUGUCAUCAGCAUUAUACCAUGUCUCCAUGGCUAAGAAGCUGAUUGCUGACAAAGUUAGGUUUGAUGUGGAAACCCAGGGUGCUGCUAAGGUUGGUGAAGCAACCGCGAGCAGUUCGACUGCAGCAGCCUGUGUGGAACCACCUCGUUGCAUGAUCUGGUCGGAGUGCGAGGCCUGCGAGAGACAGGUCACGCAGAUCAGCACCUCGGCCUGCGGGGCCACCGCUGUUGUUAAUGUUUUUAAUGCCUUAGGUGUGCCUGUCAAUUUAGAAAAGAUAACCUCAUCUGUUGGAGCACGACAAAGAGCAAAUAAUGCGCCGUUACCUAGGUAUCUGCUGUCGAGAGCGGUGGCAGGCUGUACAGCCGCCGACCUGGUCUCCGGUAUCCACAGGGCGUCUGACGGCCUAGUCACUGCGAGGUUCUUUCCGACGCAUCCUGAACGAGCGGUGUCGCUGUCUCACUGGCUUGCUGACUGGAUCACACUAGGCGCAGUACCAAUCCUGACCCUGAACCUGCAAGCGGGCUGCGAGGGCGACAUCCCGGACGCGUGGCACCACCAGAUGGUGUUCGGCGUGUCGCCGCGCGGCGUGUACGUGUGCAACCCGGUGGAGUGCGUGCGCGAGCCCGCGCUGUGGCCGCACCUCACGGCGCCCUCCGAGCUGCUGGUCCGGACCAAGGACGUGCUGUCGAGGUUUACGGCGAAUACGGAUCUGACGCCGCUCAUGGUCGUGCCUGAUCGACGGUUUCAUACGUUUAAUGUUUUAGGGCAAGUAGUAAACGUGAUCCGCGAGUGGCGCGCUAUCGGGUGGGGCGAGUACGGGACGCGCACGCGCCACAUCCGCGUGCCGGCCUCGUACGAGGCGGGCGUCACCGUGGCCGCGCUCACCGGCUCCGAGGCCCACCGCCGCCUCAUGCUCAGCCCGCAGCUGCCCGUACUCACGCAGACCGACCCCGCAUGAGAACCAUGGAAUUACCACGUUUUAUAUAGUUUCUGAACUCAACUUCACUCAAAUGUGACGUUAAUGACAGGUGCGUUUUGUUUCUCGCGCAUUUUUAGUGUUCAUUCAAGGACGGUUGUUUCGAUUCAGGAAUGUUUCGGCUGUAUGGUGUUCUGUGUAAAUUUUUGUUUCGAUUCGAAAGCGGUCUGUUAGUGUUUUCUAAAAUAUUGGUGAUAGUUUAAGGCGGAUGAUAGGUAGGCUUUUAUUUCGCUAGACGAAAUAUUUAGUCACAAUACACAGCGGAGUAACAUAAUAUGGACUGAAUUUGUAGCACUAUCAUAAAAUACGUUGUAUUUUUCUCUCAAGUAAAGACAGUAGAAAUAAUUCGCUUGUGACUGUUUGGUAUUGAAAAUGCCAAAUUGUGGACACCGAUUAGAUAACGUACUAGGUUAUAAUGUAACCAUAUUUAGAUGUAUUUUAUUCUAUAUUCGUGUACAAAGCAUAAUUACAUGAACAUAACAUACAUAAUAUAGUUUUAAACUGUUUAUUGUAAUGGGAAGCAGAAUUUUUGAUGUAGUCUGAGGCUCUUCGUAUGCUAGGCAACUUAAGUCUUCGACGGUUGAUAUAAAUCGCUGACCUGUUGCCCAGUGUACAAAGAGACUUUCGUCCCUUUUCAAGAACUACACUAUGACAUGCUGUCUUUAUCACUCUCACCCGGACAGAGAAGGACAUAACAGAGUGGUUUAAUAAUGUUGUUCUUGAAUAUGGACGUAGCUAUGCUGUUUCACUGAGCUUUACACAUCAUUGGUUAAUAAAAGGUACAAUUUGUACGAAAACCAAUGGAACAACUACUUUUAUGAUUUUAAAUCAAUAUGUAUUAAUAUUUUAUAUUUCACUAUUCGAUAUAAACAUCAAUUGAACACAGUUGCAGUGCUUGUGUAUUCAAUAACAUCGUCAUGAGUCGUGACAUAUAGCGAUGACGUUUGUUUUGUAUACAUCUCAGUUAUAGGACCUCCGAAAUUGCAUGUUGUAUUAAUUAGCAUCUACCGUUUGCCGAUCAAUAAUAUGAUUUUGAUAACGUAUUGACACAUACUGUAAAAAAAUAUUUCCAUGUUUCAGUGGAUUGCGAAUUAAGUCAAGUUUAACUUGUAAUUGGUAUGACACUAACCAUUUACUACAAAAACGAAUUCAUUUGCUUACUUUUUAACUUUCUAUUGUUUAUUUUUCAUGCAAAAAUGGUCGAAAAGCUAAUUUUGUAACAUACCCGAAUGCAUCUUCAUUCGUAACCCUACCUUAAUUUGUUAUUGCUGCCGUUUAUUAUCCGUUUUUCAGUAUUGUAACCAUGUUAUUCCAUUAUUUAAAUAUUCAGUGGCAACACCAGCUUCACGCUCCAGUGCUGCCAUCUUCAAUAUUGAAGUUUCCCUAAUGAAAGACAUGUUUUUUGUUACUGUCCCCCUAUGUUAAAUAACACAAUAAUUAAGUUAGUCGUCUAUCCUACUAACAUGUUAUUUAAAGGCCUAUGUACACGUGGUAACACAAUUCUCUGAGUUUUGCCGAAUUAGUCUGAAGAUGUGAUUUGUGCGAACCUUUUUGAUUUCAUGUAGCAGUUGUGUUAUGUGGAUUUGAUACUUACAUUCUCGGUUAUCGGCUAAUUACGUUGCAACGUGUAUAGCGGCCUGAUAAUUACUCUUUUAACAAAUAUGCACAAAUAACGUAUUUCUUUUCUUUAUGUUAAAGUGAUUUGUUUACGUUUACUAGGGUUGCACUAAAUGUCGCUCAAACGUUUAUUUGAUAUUCUCGCUGUAUAAAAAUAGUGUUAUCUAUUUAGUAUUUAAAGGUUUUCGUGUAACUAAAGCUGUGUGAUUGGCUAAAUUUUAUUAGCCAUAUAAGAUUGUACAUAGAUUUUGUAAGAAAUAAUUAUUAUUAGUCCAUUGGUGCUUACUAGUCAAAAUUAUAUUAGCACGUACUGUAGUUUGCUAUUUUAGUGGGAAACACAAAAUUAUGUUUUUUUUUCUUUUCGCAUUUGGCUGUAAUAUAAAUUGUAUAUGUAUUAACCCACUCACUCGGAAUACGACUAUUUAAUUUGCUUUUAAUGUUGAACCGAAUUAAAAUAGUUAUAGCUUUUGAAUAGAUAGAAUUACACAACCGUUGAUGUUGAUUAGGUAUGCUGUAAAUAUUUAUUUUUAUUUUAUUGUUUAUUGAUUGGUCAAUUAAAACGAGUUAAGAUACUUUAUACAGGUGUUAAAUGAUGAUAAGAUGCAAGUUUUGUGUUUCUUAUUUCUAUAGUAGACGCCUUGUAGUCAGUUCAACACAAUACUUUUGUAAAAGUUAUCGCACUUGAUAAAUGAUAAGUUUCGAGGCCGAAUUCUUAAGUUUUAAAGCUACUUUAGGUUCCGUUGAAUACAAGAUAUAUGCUAUAUAAGAUUCCAAUAUGAAAACUGUUUAUUCCUUAAGAUAUGUAUAAAAAAUAAUAGACACUUUUUUCGUAUAUAAAAAUACCUACUACUCCUAUACAGCGAAUUGAACUUGGGUUCAUGACGUCAUUAGCCAGUAUAACAAACUACGGCUACUCGAACAAAAUAACAGAGAUUAAGCCAGUCCUGAUUUUAUAUUUUCUUCUUACAUUAGUCAAUAUCAGGUAUCUAAUUUAUUCAUACCACUAUCCGAAAAAGAAAUUAAGAUGACAUCUCUAUUGAUGUCGUAUUCGUCUUGUGUCACUGGAACCUUGGUACUGAAACGUCAGAAUACGACCUCUGUAAUCUAUAUUCGGUAUAUUAACUGUUAAUAUGUUAGUGUCAUGUUGUGGAAUGUUACUGAAUGUUUUAAAAAAUUCUAUACUUGUUUCUUCGUAUUUAUUAAUAGUAUUAAGUAUUUUAAACUAUUUAACAACUCAACAUCAUCAGCCUAGCCUUUUCCAAAUGUUAGAGUCGGCUUCCAGUCUUAUGGGAGCGCAGUCUGUCAAGCGUAGUUUAUUCUUUGAUCCAUAAACUUGUGCUGUGAUAAAAAAAAUUAAAACAAUUACAGGCAUUAUUAAAAGGCUUCGUCAUAUGAUUUUAUUGCAACAGGUCAUUAAUUAUAAAUUGACAGUAAUUGAUAAUAAAUAAUAAUUGUUUAUUGCUCUGGAAGAAACCAUUCGUAACAACACUGAAAAUAACAAUUUUCUAUCAUUAACUGGAUCACAUUGCAAUAGCCAUGCGGCUAGCCUCAUUUUAAUAUACUUGCUCUGGCUAAAGACUCCGUGGUAGUGGAAUAAAGAAGCUCCUGAGUCGUUUUUUUUUGUAUGCUUGGUCUACAACAUGGUAUCACAGUUUUUUAACACCUGGUUGGCUACUCACGAGUUUUUAACCACACCCUUUCCAAAUAUAAAUUCCUUAUUCUUAAGUAUGUACUUUUAGAGCAUAUUCUUUCUCUAUUGUAAUCCACAUAAUUAUUAUUAUUUCCAAUAGGUGAAUUUAAUGCUCCAUGUGUGGAUGCACCUUUAUGUACUCUGUUUAACCUGUGUAAAAGACCAGUAGACGAAUUAAUUUAUGUACGCUGUCUUAAAGGCGACUAUUGUUUUUUAAUAAUAAUAAUUUUCUUAGAACGUUAUUCAGAUCUGUCGGGUUCAACUCGCGUCCACGCCGCGUCAGCUCAUGAUCACGAAUCAUUGGAUCCGAAACUAGUCUGGUCGUCACUAUAAAUAUGCAUGAGUAUGUAUAUAGUUCUUUGACAAUGAGUAUUGUUUUGUUAAUUAAUAUUAAAACAUUUCGCAACAUUCCGCAACACACACAAAGUAUAGUGUACUAUAUUUUGCAAAAGUGGUUUAAGUUAAUAUUAUGCAUUUUACUUUAAGUACUGUUUAAGGGUCGCUAGGGACCCCUUGUACUCGAUUAUAUAAAGCAACGUCAUGUAUAACAUUAUAUUUUUGGAAUAUACUAUGAUAGAACUCGUA
Trichoplusia ni (cabbage looper) is the source of this 6513-nucleotide messenger RNA. RefSeq lists its product as uncharacterized. Lineage: Eukaryota; Metazoa; Arthropoda; Insecta; Lepidoptera; Noctuidae. The record is from RefSeq and is a predicted model, not a curated record. Bases 288 to 2603 code for a protein of 771 amino acids. The transcript is spliced from 7 exons.